AUGAAACCUAAAUACCUUGAAGGUGGUAGAUUUGAAUCUCCUAAUAGUAGUUUAAGAAGAUCAUCUUCUUUGCCUUCCUACAUUAAUUUAUAUUGCAAUCCUUCAGCAGCAUCCACUAACAACAUACAACAACAUGGUGGUCAACCACUUCCUUUCACAAACCAUCAUUCUCCUCCUACACUCUCAUCACAAUACUUGGAACAAUAUAACAAUAACUACCAUCAACACCUGUCAAUAUUUAAUAAUCAAUCUAAUGAUAAUUCUAGACCAUCUUUCACAAAUACAUCCACCCCUACCUCAAUUUAUCAACAUCCAACAAGUGAUUAUUCAGGAAUGCAGAUUCCCACAAACAUACAAGACUUUUCCCAUAAUGCAAAAAUUGUAUCAACCAAUGAUAUGAUGGUUUGCCAAUCUGACAAUUUUCCUCAACAACACUGUAAUCUAGGUAAUCAAGGAGGUGUCACCACCUCAAUGAAUCAGGCCAUACCUUCCAAUCCUCCUUCCCUUCCUAAUAAUUACCUCCACCUAACCAUUACUCCCAACAAUUUCCAAUCCUUUGAUCAAUUCCUAAAAGAAAACUCAUACAAGUACCAACCCACCUCUGUAAAUGAAUCCCUAGAUGAUAUCAAAAGAAAGAGAAUCAUCACGAAAGAAGAUAAAGAAGAAGAAAGAGAGCACCACCAAAUCAAAAUGACUAGGUCAGGAACCUCAACAAGUUGUGCCUUCAAUAUGUUUUAA
Messenger RNA from Naegleria gruberi, 738 nucleotides. RefSeq lists its product as uncharacterized. Lineage: Eukaryota; Heterolobosea; Eutetramitea; Acrasida; Naegleriidae. The record is from RefSeq and is a predicted model, not a curated record. Bases 1 to 738 code for a protein of 245 amino acids. The transcript has a single exon.